GGUUUCAACGACCACGCAAUUAGUAGUAAUCGAUGGCAGCUUAAUCUGGAAGGAGGAGAUCAAACGAUGUUCGUUUUAUUUAUUGGACUAUUCGUGGCCAUACACGGACUGAAAACAGGUGACGAAUGUACGACCCCUAAUGGCAUGCCCGGGAUUUGCAAAGGGGUGCGGGAAUGUGAGUCUGCUAUCAAACAAAUAAAGCAGAUGAUUGUACCGCCCCUCUGUGACAAAGUUAACCUGAUAGUUUGCUGCGAAGAGCAGAAACUGCAAAUGGUUAUGGCUCCAAAAAUAGACAGUACGAGGAAUCGUAAAAUGUUAACACCAGUCUAUAAGGAGACCUGCGAAUCGCUGUCAUCUAACAUAACUCUGCCGAUGAGAAAAUCGCUACAAAAGUGUCUGGAGUAUCAGGAUAUGUUGGUAUACCCGUGUCAGUAUAGUCUGACGCCGAACGCGGGGAAAGUUCGCGCGCAGAACUGCAACUGGAAGCCGGAGAGUUUGAUCAUUGGAGGAACGGAUUCUUAUCAAGGGGAAUUCCCGCACAUGGCUCAUCUCGGAUAUGGAAAGAAUAACGUCCAGUAUAAAUGCGCGGGAGUAUUGAUCAGUGAUCGAUUCGUUCUGACAGCUGGACAUUGCACACACAGCAGACUCAGCGGUGCAGUGACAAAAGUACGAAUUGGUUUUUUGAGACAAUCAGAAGAGAUCACCGAGUUGACCGAGUACAGUGUCAAGGAGAUUUACAAACAUCCAAGCUACAAUCCAACUAGGGUUUAUGAUGACAUUGCUCUCAUUGAGACGGACAGAAGUAUGCAUCUGAGCCAAUUCGCUGUACCAGCGUGCCUCCAUGAUGGCAGUCCCAUUAAUGAUACCGAAGUCUUCGCUACCGGAUGGGGUACUACUCAGUUUAAGCGAGAUACUAAUCCUGAUACACUACAGAAAGUGACUCUCGAAAAGUUCACUAACGAAGAAUGCCGAGCGCAGAGCGAAAUCCAUGCGAUCCGCAACAUGCCGAGCGGAUAUGACCCUACGAAACAAAUAUGUUAUGGACAUAGAUACAUGAGCAGAGAUUCUUGUCAGGGCGACAGUGGGGGUCCAAUCCAAAUAAAACACCCGGAGAUAAAAUGCAUGUAUUUGAUAAAUGGUAUCAUAAGUAGUGGAAAAUGGUGCGGUAUUCCUGGAUCACCAGGUUUCUAUACCAGGGUAUCGAACUAUAUAGAUUGGAUUGAGUCUGUCGUAUGGCCAUAGUUUCGGAAAUUUCGGAAAACUUUAGACAAUUCAUAAUUUUUAAUAUAUAAUUCAGAAAUUGAAGUUAAUUUAAGUGAUUUUACUAAUGAUUACUUGCUUGUCUUUAACAUUGUCAUUAUAAGUUGUAAGAAAUAAAUGCUUUAAGUUAAGUCAAGUUUGAAUUAAGUUAUUCUUAAAGUA
Molecule: messenger RNA, 1422 nt
Organism: Vanessa tameamea
Lineage: Eukaryota; Metazoa; Arthropoda; Insecta; Lepidoptera; Nymphalidae
Product: serine protease snake-like
Exons: 11
Coding region: 67-1242 (391 amino acids)
Biological process (GO): proteolysis
Molecular function (GO): serine-type endopeptidase activity
Source: RefSeq, a predicted model, not a curated record